This is a messenger RNA of Botrytis cinerea B05.10, 628 nucleotides long. RefSeq lists its product as hypothetical. The record is from RefSeq and is a predicted model, not a curated record. The transcript has a single exon. NCBI's taxonomy places the organism in Eukaryota, Fungi, Ascomycota, Leotiomycetes, Helotiales, Sclerotiniaceae. The coding region runs from base 40 to 531 and encodes 163 amino acids.
GAACAACACAACACAAACCCAAACCACCCCACAAAGAACAUGGUUAAUCAUCUCGUCUUCGAAUGCGGUCACCGCUUCCCCGAAUUCCCCUCCAAGCUCAAGAAACUCAAGAGAGCCCUCAGCAUCCGACGAGCGCUCAGCAAUAAGGCCAAGGUUCCCAAAGACAUUCCACGCGAAGGGCUCUGCAAAGUUUGCGCUGAGUAUUCAGUCCAGGACUUCCUCGCGGGAGCAACCCAGACUCAAUACUCCAACAAAACUUUCGCAGACCUUCAGCAGGAGCGCGUCGCGGCAGCGAUCGCAGCAGCUCAGGAGACAGCAGAGCGAGAAGAGGAAGAAGCCGAGGCGGCAGCCCAGAGAGCCAAGACUUCAGCAUCUCAGCACCAGAUCAAGCGCAAGCCGGUUCCUCAACAGUCAAUCGAGCGCAAUCCCGUCCCGCAGCAAGCCACUCGCAAUCCAAACAUCAGAUUCUUCGACGACGACGAAGAGAGCCAAGACACGGAGUGGCUCCUCGCGAAGGACCAUCAACAAUAGGCAGUCAUCGCAAAUAGCUGACCUCAUACUUUGAGCAGCUAUAGCGAGCCGGACAAACCUCAAAUUAGGGAAGAAGAGAACGUUAGAAACCCGAGAA